Chelonus insularis is the source of this 3340-nucleotide messenger RNA. RefSeq lists its product as uncharacterized. Gene Ontology annotation, cellular component: membrane. NCBI's taxonomy places the organism in Eukaryota, Metazoa, Arthropoda, Insecta, Hymenoptera, Braconidae. The record is from RefSeq and is a predicted model, not a curated record. The transcript is spliced from 5 exons. The coding region runs from base 1133 to 3145 and encodes 670 amino acids.
CCACUUUUCAUCCGUCGCAAGCAUUCGGAAAGCUGUAUUCCACAGUAGUUAGAGUUGCGACGAAUAAAUUUUCUCUUAAGAGAAAAAAGAGAGAAAGAUCAAACAUCAAGUGUCAGUUGUUGUCAAUAGUGAACUAUUUUAUAUACAUAUAUCUACAUAUACACAUAUAUAUAUAUUAAUAUAUCAUUAGAGUUAAGUGUAUUGUUAAUACAACUAUCAUCAAUUGAUCGUAGUACAAGGUGGAUUUUUUAUUAAUCAAAUAGAAGAAAUAAAUUGAUCAGUAUCGAAGUUAUAGUUUUUGAAGACUCGCCAUGUUCGUGAUAUCAAAUACUUUCAUUUCGGCUGCAUUCCAGAUGCCGUUUCAAUGUCAAUCUCUCCAAUUAAUCAUACACAAAUAUCAACAGUAAUUAUACGACACGUCCUCAUCACUCCACUAAUUAAAUUUGCUUCAACAACUCUUUCAUUUAUUUUUAACUUUUUUCCUAUUUUCUCAUGAAUUUCACUCAAAUUAAAUAACAGCUGAAUAUUUAUUUAAUUAACUCAAUUAUUCAUAAUAACAUUACAUGCAUCAUGAUGUGUCUAGGAUAUUGUGAUAAGACUUUACACAAAAUAAUUAUAAAAACAAUAAUAUGUUCAACGAUAAGAGAAGAAUCAAGUAAAAAUAGUAAAAGGGUAGUGACUUCUUGAUGGGAUAAAUAUAAUAAAAAAUUAUCAUAAUCAUAGUUGACUAAAGAGUCAUUUACAUUGGAUAACUUGAUAUUGAACAUGAAAUGUCUUAAGACAAGUCAAAGAAAAAACAUUGACCAAAAUGAUUAUUGAAAGUAAAUGAUUCUCUUUCAAGAAGACAUGACCAAGAAAUAUCUCAAAUAUUCACAACACAAGGACAUCAUUUAUUCCCUUUAGAUGAUAUAUCUUCAGUCCUUACUUCAAUUGCAAGUAUCAACAUGGUCAACAUAGUAAGUUGACAGAAACAUCAAAUGGAAAUCAAGAGUCAUACAAUAAAAAUAACUCAUUUUCAUCGUUGGCCAAAAACAAAUUGAAGCUAAUUAAUAAUAGCAUCAUAACGAAGAACAAUAAAUAAUAAAUAGUAUAUUGCGAUAGAGUUAAAGGGGCAAAAGGGAAAUUCGAUAGCAUGACGGUGAUGCUGCUGCAACGUUUUACCACCUCUCAGUCGACAUUUGCUUUGAAGAAAACUAAGUAUCUUAGCAAUUAUGAGGUUGGUACUGAUGUGAAAACACAGCCAUUUUCCUUUCAUCUUGAGAAUUCUAAGAAUAAUCAGCAGCAAAUUAGCUGCGAUAACGAUUCAAAUUUGAUCAAAGAGAGCAACAUUGAUUGCCCAAUUAUUGACAAUUAUUACUGUAUUAGUAAUAAUAGUAAUAAUAACAAUAUCAACAACAGUAACAACAAUUACAGUGAGAGGACUAGAAUUAAUGAUACCAUUGACUCUUGUAAAAGUGAAAAAUUAAGACGUUCUAGUGGAUGUUGUCAUAGUCGAGCUGUUGCAAGUAACAAUAAUAAUAAUAGUAAUAGUAUUAAUAACAAUUGUAAUAAUAAUAACAACGACGACGAAGACGAUAACGAUCACGCUGAAGAGGACAAAUUAUUAGCUCGUAAUAAAAUAAACAAGAGACAAGAGACGAUAACUUCUGGAGGAACAACCUACACUUUAACAGCAUCUGGUACGACAGGUACAACAACAUCAUCGGCAUCACAAAGCCGAUUUUGCGAACAAGGUGUCGCGAUGCGAUACUAUCGAUUAUGGAUAUAUGCAUGUAAUAUAGUCCUCCUUGGAAGUGCUCUUGGUCUUGCAGCGGCGGUAGCACAAACGUUAUUGUUCUCUGGUGAUCCACGACGAUAUCUUAUCCCAGGUGUACCAAGGGCUUUAGACCCAACUGCACUCUACGCGUACCUGGCAUUAGCUACUCAACUAGGACUGGUCCAAUUGCUUGGCUGUAUAGCAGCACGUAGAUUAAGUGCACGACUUCUCAAUGCAUAUUGGGUCCUCCUACUUGCAUUACUUUUUGGUGAUACUGUCAUCGGUGUAGCCUGGGUUUUUCGAUUUGAAAGAAUGCGAGCUGAAUUGAGACCCACACUUAGACUACGCUUGCAAUUGGACUACGGCAAAGAUUCACGAUUUAGUGAGCAAUGGGACAGACUGCAAAAAGAUUUUUCCUGUUGUGGAAUUGUUGGUCCAGUGGACUUUGAUAGUCGAUCAUUGCCCAAUACUUGUUGUCCAGAUGUUGACAACAGUCAUAACAGUUAUAUCAAUGAUGAUAGUUAUGACAAUUAUGUUUACCGAAAUUCCCAAAACAUCCAAUUAAAUGAGACUACUGGUUGCCAACAACCAUUUAAUAAUGGCUGCGAAGAAAGUCUCAUGAGUUGGUUGAGAAAAACGGCAGAUUUGCUGUUUGUUUUGGGCUUUUGUGUAAUUGCCUUUGCCAAACUUUGCUUUCUUGGAAUUUUAAGGUAUGAAAUUCGUGAAAUGAUUCAAAAGAUUCGACUGUUAAGAGAACCACCGCCACCAGCAACAUCAACAUUCAUCCAAUCGUUUUGUCAGCCAGCCACUCAAUCAGUACCAAUUGCUACUGUCGUUAUAACUACCACCACAACAACAUCAACAACUACCAUGACUACCAUGACAACAUCUACUUUGCCUGGAGGCUCACCAUAUGGACCAGCUUCAGUCAAUAUUACAAGUACGCAUGAUACAAUGGGCAACAGUAUUACAUGCUAUGGUGGACUAAGACGUACAACAUUACCAAUUGUGGUCUCUACCACUUCCUCUUCCUCUACUACUAAUAAUCACAACAACAACAACCCAUCGAUAUUUGGCAACAACGGAGCUAUUCUACAACCACAGCAAUUGCAGAGUAAUCAGGAGUACGAACCUAAGCAUCCACUCCUUUAUACCAGCAAUCUCCAGCAAGACACAGGUGUAGAUAGUGAUACUAAUAGUCAUUGUGCAUUAAUUCUUGAAGAGACGACACCAACACCAACGAAUCAUCGUAUGUGUAAUGCAACACGUGAAAAAAACAAUGGAAAUAACAAUUAUGAGAUGCGUGAAUUUAAUAGACGUUAUUUAAUGUCUAAUGGUGCUAGUCCACCAAUGGGUAUUCAAAUAAUUGGACAAAAUAAACGAACCUGACUAUGGAGAUGGUGUAGACGGCUAAUAUUUAAUCGUCUUUUAUACAUAACAAAUAGACCUGUCGAGCUUGCAGCAUUUUAAUAAGUAAUUAUCUUUAAUAAUUACGUUAAUUAUUUUAAUUAUAAUUAUUAUUGUCAUCAGUAAGCAUAAAUAUUUAUGUACACCCAAUUAGUUUAAGAACAAAUCAACAAACAU